UUGUGUGCAUGUACACAUACUGAAUGAUCAGUUUUCACAGGCAGUGUAUGAUCCAUAACCGUGUGUUCAACAAAGGAUAAGUCUGCUUGACGAGCAGUCUGGUUUUUAAGAUUAGGCACUCGUCAGGACCACAUGAAGAGCUCUGUCGCACAUAGAAUGCACCAGAACAUGGAUUUCUUAUUGUGGCUUUAUAAUCACUCUUUUUUUUCCCUGCAGCUAGCUGGAUGUCUAGUUUGCAGGUUUCUGUGGGUUAUAGGUUCUCUGUAUGUGUGACCUCACCGACUUGGUUAUGGCUCUUCCCCAAUGAAAAUCUUUCCUUUCGUAUUCAGUUUCUAGGUUAUUACAGUUUGACAGCUUUAGGCGUCCUUAAGCCCCCAGCCCCAAACAUCUCCUAUUUAUGUUUCUUUCCUUCAAAACCCCCCAAAUGGUUAUCCCCUCUCUGUCAGUCUUUGUCAGUUUCUUUCAGCCUCUGUUUUUGUAAUUGUAAUUGAAAGCAGCUGUGAUGAGGUUACUAUAGUUCAAAGAGAGCAGUUUUUGUGAGAGGGCACAGCCUUUGUUUAGAGCUCCAGUUACUCAAAAGGCAGGCAAGCAACUGUCUACAGGUCACUUCAGCCAGAAAGCUGGAAGUUUACCCAUUAGUUAGGCACAAAAAUACCUGCACGGUCUUCAUUCUGGGUAACUGUGAAGAGGAAGAGGAACAGGAAGUUUGACGAUAGAGUCACAGCGGAGAAAACAGAAGUCCUCAGCGAUGACCUCUUGCAGAUUGAACGGCGCAUGGAGCUGGUGCGUGUGGUGUCCCAUAACACACACAAGAAGAUGGUGUCAUGUCUGCAGGGACACAUCGGUGCAGAUGCAGAGAAGAGACAUUCGGUACCACGCCUCUAUACAGGAAAUGGUCAGAAAAAGCUUCCCCUGACUUCACUGUCCCAGGCAAUGGUUGAAGGCGGAAACCAGUUGGGAGAAGACUCCUUGAUAGGGAAGAUGAUGGAAGUGUGCGGUGAGGCAGAGAACCGCCUGGCAUCAGAACUGAUGCAACAUGAGCUGCAGAUAGAGAAGGACGUUUUGGAUCCCCUCAGCCAGCUAGCAGAGGUGGACAUUCCCAACAUCCUGAAGCAGAGGAAACAACUGGCCAAGUUGGUGCUGGACUAUGAUUCUGCCAGAGCAAGAUGGUUGCAGGCAACCAAAUCAAUAAUCUCAGGAACAAACACUCAAGCACUGACGGCCAAGGCUGACCUACUCAAGGAGGAGAUGGAUGAGGCCAUGAACAAAAUGGAGCUUUGCAAGGAUCAACUCGCUGCAGACAUGUACAGUUUUUUCUCAAAAGAAGGGGACUAUGCCUGCUACUUCGUAACUCUCUUAGAAGCUCAAGCUGAUUACCACAGAAAGUCUCUCACUGUUCUGGAGAAUGUCUUGCCAACCAUCCAGGCACAGCAAGAGUCGUGGACGGAGAAGCCUGCAUUUGGCACUGGGCUGGAUGAGCACCUGAAAAGGAGUGGAAGGGAGAUUGCGCUGCCAAUAGAGGCGUGUGUCAUGAUGCUUCUAGAGACUGGCAUGAAGGAAGAGGGUCUUUUCAGAAUCGCAGCAGGGGCAUCCAAGCUAAAGAAGCUAAAGGCAGCACUGGAUUGUUCCACGUCGCAACUGGAGGAGUUUUACUCGGACCCCCACGCUGUCGCUGGAGCACUGAAGUCCUACCUGAGGGAGCUCCCUGAACCUCUCAUGACUUACCAGCUUUACGAUGAAUGGAUCCAGGCAUCCAGUGUGUCAGACCCAGACAAGAGGCUCCAGGCACUCUGGGUUGUAUGUGAUAAGCUACCAAAGAACAACAAAACCAACCUGAGGUAUCUGGUGAAGUUUCUAUCUAAACUGGCUCAGGACAGUGAGGUGAACAAAAUGACUCCUAGUAACAUCGCCAUUGUCCUGGGGCCCAAUCUGCUGUGGGCCAAGACUGAGGGGAGUCUGGCUGAGAUGGCUGCAGCUACCUCUGUGCACGUGGUGGCCAUCAUAGAGCCCAUCAUCCAGCAUGCGGACUGGUUCUUUCCUGAUGAGGUGGACUUCAACGUGUCCGGCAUGUUUGCGAUGCCUACACCUGCAUCCAACCACAACAACCAUCUUGACUACGACUGUGGCACCAUAGAGAGGAAGAGACCUGUCAGUAUGGUGGGACCAGAGAACGACACAACACGCAAAGACAACGCCCCUAACAAGCACUCGGACCACACCCUCCGUAGAGGCAGUAACACCUUAGGUAGAAAGCAGCACACUUCACCUGCCUUCCAGCCUCCUUUGCCCCCUGUAGAGGCUCCAGGGCAGGGGCACGGGGCCGGGCAGGUCCCCCAGCCCUCAGCUGAGCCCCAGCCCCAGCCACAAGCUCCCUCAGGGGGCUCAGGGCUUGAUGCUUCCCAACAAAGCUUGGCGCAGGGUCUGGCUGCUCUGGCAGCCGCUCAGCAGCUUCUAGCCCAGCAUACAGAGGAGCUCAGCAACCCAAAGCUACGUGACUCUACACCUGCCCAGACCCCUCAGCUCCAGAGGAAUGGCUCUGGAGGAGGGGGCCAGGCUGCAGGCCAGCUGGGUACUGGGACUUCCGGAGCUGGAUCCAUGGGGCCCAGUCCACAUAUGACACGCAGAGGGACCAAGAAGCAAGCUCCUGCCCCUCCAAAACCGCCAAACCCUCCACCCAGCCAGCCGUGUAAUUCAGCGAACCACGCCUCUUCCUCAGGCUCCUCCCAGUCGCUCAGCCCCACUCCCAGACCCCUGUCCAGCCACUCACCCACCUCGCCCACCUCGUCCACCUCGCAGCCAUGUGCCACACCCAGACGCCACUCCAGUAACCAGACCACAAUCCAGGCGCCCAGUCAUCCACCCCCAGAGCCCCCGACGCAGGCCAGCCCUCCAACGCAGCCGGCAUCACUCAGCCGGUCCAGCGGCGACCAACAGAGUGCAGACUCCUCGCCUCCGGGAACCCCGACCCCUCCAGACACCCCUCCGCCCUCCACUACCACCCAGGAUGUAGUUGCUCCUCCGUCCCCAUCUCCCUACCAGUCAGGCUCCCUUCCCCGUCCACGGCCCGUCCCUAAACCCCGGAGCAGACCCAGUGUCCCGCCACCACCCCAGCCCACUGCGCCGGCCAGUGAUACCAAUGGCAUCUGUGCCACUGCUUAUAAGAUGAUGGAUCCGGCGAUGUCUUUCAAAGGGCUGAGUCGAGCUUUGGUCCCUGAGCUCGCUGUAGACCAGCAGCCAGUGACGGCCUCCUCUUCCUCCUCAUCCACCUCCUCCUCCUCUUCCUCCUCCUCCUCUUCCUCCUCCUGCUCCCUGCCUCUUCCCAAAGACUGCGACCUGGACACCGAGAGCACUGUCCUAUAAGGAGGAGACGACGACACGCUCUGGUCCAGUGCCCCCACACAUCUCCUCCCAUCAUACACACACCUCAUGUAAUCUGCUCGUGUUUCGUCCCAGCUCUCCUGCAGCCCUCCUCAAACAGAAUAAACUUGUGCUGUUGUGCUCUCUAAGUCCAGGUUGUAUGUAGGAUUUUAAUGUGACAUAAAGCACCUCAUGGCAGCCGUGAUGGAGGCCCGCAGCUCUUGGUCAAAAAAUGGCUAUGACAGUAGAUUGUGUUUGUGUGGCUGUUUGCAACAAAACUUAAUAGACAAAGUUAACACAGUUCAUGCUUUUACAGCAAAUGGCUCAUUCCCCCAGUUACGCACACAAUGGUGUGUUUAAUUCUCAGCAUUUUAAGUUUGACACCAGCGUAUUUGAUCAGUUUAACUGUAAGCACAUCUUUCUAAUGCAUGUUGCAUUUCUUGAUUUUUGUAGCGACUCUCAGACACACAAACAUCACAUAGUUAAGUAAGUUGAUCCUUUAAUUUAGGUUAUCCUUACAGUGCGGACUGAAGGUUUUUAAAGCAAAAACACCAAAAAACAAGCUACUUGAGCAUAUAAAUUUGAGUUUUGGGAAAAUGUGGCAUUUUUGGAAUUCUUUCAAAUUGCACAGUCACGAUGAUUAACUGUAAUAAGCAGAUAAGCAAGUUAAUUAGUCAUAGUCAGAAAGCAAAUCACCAUAUUGGCUCACUUCCUUUGACUUGGUGUAUUUAAACUGACCUCCAGUCACACCAUUCACAGUCCUUUCCUGACUAGCUGUUUAUUUACUCAGAGUCCUCCUGACCUCCAUGAUGGUGUCAGAUGCUUCCAUGAGGAGACUUGUGACACAAAGCUUCUAUACUGCAAUGCAAACCACUGCCACCUCGGUCUUUAUACUGCCCCCCACUCCCCUCAAGGAUUAACCUCCAGACAAUCACCAACAAACAGUGGACAGCUGAGUCACCAAUAACACCAAUACAUAACUGCAUCACAGAGAUGUCAUUGUUAUAUAAAUGGAAGAAUGGGUCGGGGGGGGUGCCGCCAAAUUAUGAACUGAUGAGACUCGUUUGGAAUUUGGUGUGAGGUGUUUUGCCUCUUUUUCUUUUCUUUUUUUAAACAUUUUUUUUAUGUUGAAUGAAAAAUGGUUUCGGGGCAAAAAAGAAAAAAAAUAAAAGGUCUUUCUACAGCACACAGAGGAGGGGAAAAGGUCGGCAGGUUGAAGUAAAAACCAAAACUUAAAGUGUAGCUGGUGACUGCAAGUUUCCAGGCUUCUCAAACACUUGAUGGAUCCCGUCCCCGUCCCCUGUCCCCACCCCCCCUAUUUAUUUACCAGUAUCAAAACACACAUUCCUUGUGGCUUGACAUAAUUAAUGCAGUCUUUAAAUGUAAAUCAUGCCUUACCGGUUCCUCCCAGAACCAUGUAAUAAGCAUUAUAUAUUUACUGUACGGAGGAUAUACUUGGCUCCUAAUACUACAGUAUUUCCAAGAAGCUGUCAUGGCAACAGGUUUGUUUCAGGGAUGAAAGGAAGGUGAUUGGACCCUCUGCGAUAGAUGUCUUGUAUGGUUGUGUAUUUAAAUGUGUUUUGGUUGAUUUGUUUCGGUUUUAUAAGCAGAAGUAGCAGGGUUAACCGCUCUACCAGCCUGAACACAGUCAGUAUUUUUGCCUUUCUGUUUUUCCAUCUUUGUUUUUGGGUUGGUUUUUUUUUUUUUUUUUUCUUUUUGCCUUUCUUUUAUCUGGUGGGGAAUUACAACACGCAAUAGGCUGUGUGGGAGUGAAUGUAGUGAAAGGACUUCUUAUCAGCCUUUUCAUCCUGAACAGAAAGACGCAUAAACAGCUGAUGUUGCACUUGACCAAUGAGUGGUUUCCUAGUGAACUGGUUUCAAGGAUUUUUUUUUUUUCUGUCUUUCCCACUGAGCUGAGCACACAGCACUGUGAAACCUCAGUAGUGAUGUGGUGUUAGAUUUUUGCCAGGUCAAAAGAAUUUAAAAAAAAAAAUGUUUUGUUGUAUUUUCUGUGUAAACUUUGCUUUUUUUGGCUUUUUUUUUUUUAUUUGGAUGUGAGACCCAAUAUGGUACCAGUGGAGAAAGUCUUGGAUGCUGCAGUUGCCCUGAGAACGAGUUUUGUUUUUCAGAGACAAUCGAGCAUUAUAAUCCCCUUAUUUCUCUCUUUGCUCCUGUACCUCGCUGCCUUAUCCCUAUGUAUCAAGAGAGCUUCUCAAGGCUCUUUAGGAUGAACAAAUGCCAUUAAACUAGAAAUGCUGCACUUUUAAGCUCCAUACAUUUGUAUGUAUGCCAUCUGAGCUUAAAUAUGGAAAAAAAUAUGUAAUAUGAAUGCUUGGUUAUACCCCCUUUCCAAAGAAAAUAAAGUAUAUGAAGAAACUA
Messenger RNA from Scatophagus argus, 5736 nucleotides. It is a transcript of the gene arhgap17a, whose product is annotated as Rho GTPase activating protein 17a. Gene Ontology annotation, cellular component: cytosol; intracellular anatomical structure; cytoplasm. Gene Ontology annotation, molecular function: GTPase activator activity; protein binding. The record is from RefSeq and is a predicted model, not a curated record. Gene Ontology annotation, biological process: regulation of actin cytoskeleton organization; positive regulation of GTPase activity; regulation of Rac protein signal transduction. NCBI's taxonomy places the organism in Eukaryota, Metazoa, Chordata, Actinopteri, Scatophagidae. The transcript has 21 exons. The coding region runs from base 775 to 3360 and encodes 861 amino acids.